Messenger RNA from Spinacia oleracea (spinach), 2006 nucleotides. Its product is annotated as 3-isopropylmalate dehydratase large subunit, chloroplastic-like. Gene Ontology annotation, molecular function: 4 iron, 4 sulfur cluster binding; 3-isopropylmalate dehydratase activity. The transcript has 15 exons. Gene Ontology annotation, biological process: amino acid biosynthetic process. NCBI's taxonomy places the organism in Eukaryota, Viridiplantae, Streptophyta, Magnoliopsida, Caryophyllales, Amaranthaceae. The coding region runs from base 280 to 1821 and encodes 513 amino acids. The record is from RefSeq and is a predicted model, not a curated record.
UGGGGGAAAAACUUUCAUACAAUCAGCAAGUUUGCUUGGGAAGCGUGAAUAAUAGAUUGAAAUCUCGUUCCCCAUUCGUUUCCGGGAUGAAUUCAGUUUCAAACACGUCUCUAUUUUUCUGAAACGGUUUCGGCGCGUUCCCAAACGCGUUUCCCGGUUUCCCCAUUCCAGGACGUUUCGGAAACGGUACGUCGUGAAUUUUUGGCGUUUCCGUGCUUCGUAGCUUUGGUGACUCCGACAGUUUCUUCUUUUCUCUCUCAUCAUUCUUGCUUCAAAAAGAUGGACUCCAUGGUUUUCACUUCAUCUUAUGUAACUAUAUCGUGCUUUCUAAAGAAUGAUUUGGGACUUUCUGCUUUGUCUUCCUCUUCCUCGAAUUGCUCUCAAUUUUCAGCUUCAAAAUACAGGAAGAUGAAGUCUAAGAAGAUAGUUUCAGUCAUGGCUCCACAACAAACUCAGAGAAAACCUUCUACAACGGGCUCGGUGAAAAAUGCAAUGACAAUGACGGAGAAGAUAUUGGCUAGGGCUUCAGAGAAACCCCAGUUAGUCCCAGGUGAUAAUGUGUGGGUUAAUGUUGAUGUAUUGAUGACCCAUGAUGUUUGUGGACCUGGCUCCAUUGGUAUCUUUAAGAAGGAAUUUGGAAAUAAUGCCAAGGUCUGGGACCGUGAAAAGGUUGUCAUUAUUCCCGAUCACUAUAUUUUUACAAAAGAUGAACGGGCCAACCGGAAUGUUGAUAUCUUGAGAGACUUCGUGAAGGAGCAAAAUAUAAAAUAUUUCUAUGAUAUAACUGAUCGUUCCGACUUUAAGGUUAAUCCUGACUACAAAGGUGUAUGCCAUGUCGCUCUUGCACAAGAGGGUCAUUGUAGACCUGGAGAGGUCUUGUUAGGGACCGACUCUCAUACAUGUAAUGCUGGAGCAUUUGGCCAAUUUGCCUCUGGAAUUGGCAAUACUGAUGCUGGUUUCGUUUUGGGCACUGGUAAAAUAUUGUUAAAGGUUCCUCCAACUCUUCGAUUUGUAAUGGAUGGAGAAAUGCCUGAUUAUUUGCUUGCGAAGGAUUUGAUCCUACAAAUCAUUGGUGAAAUAUCAGUGGCAGGUGCAACAUAUAAAUCGAUGGAAUUUGUUGGAUCCACUGUUGAAAGUUUGACUAUGGAAGAUAGAAUGACCCUUUGCAAUAUGGUUGUUGAAGCUGGAGGAAAGAAUGGCGUUGUUCCUGUUGAUAGUACCACGCACAAAUAUCUUGAGGACAAGACUUCUAUUCCCUAUGAACCUGUUUACAGUGAUGAUCAAGCGAGAUUCAUGUCUGAGUAUCGGUUUGAUGUCUCAAAGCUAGAACCUCUUGUUGCAAAGCCUCAUUCUCCAGACAACCGUGCUUUAGCAAGAGAGUGUAAAGAUGUCAAAAUUGACAGAGUAUAUAUUGGUUCCUGUACCGGUGGGAAGACAGAAGAUUUUCUAGCCGCAGCCAAAAUCUUUAUGGCCUCUGGGAAAAAGGUCAAAGUCCCCACUUUCUUAGUACCUGCCACCCAGAAGGUCUGGGUGGAUGUAUACACUCUUCCAGUCCCUGGUUCUGGUGGUAAGACAUGUGCUCAGAUAUUUGAAGAAGCGGGGUGUGAUACACCAGGCAGUCCAGGUUGUGGAGCUUGCCUUGGUGGCCCUAGAGACACUUAUGCACGAAUGAAUGAGGCACAGGUUUGCGUGUCAACAACAAAUAGGAACUUCCCUGGGAGAAUGGGAAACAAGGAAGGGCAGAUAUAUCUAGCAUCUCCUUACACCGCGGCUGCAUCCGCGUUGACUGGUUUUGUUACUGACCCAAGAGAGUUCUUGUAGUGUCAUUCAUACAUUUAUCCACCUUCUGUUGUUGCUCAAGUCUUGAAUCUUAAUUUCUAAAUUAAUCAUGUCUUUUUUCUGAAGUGAAUGUAUUUGACAUUUUAGAUAUCACCUAUUGUGUUUACUUCUUCAGAACUUAUAAGCUUGAUUUACUCGUUUGAAGUGGAUUGAUUUUUAUUUAUUUA